UAGAGGGCACAACAGAUGAGGAAGAAAUCCCGAGUUACGGUGGCUAAAAUUAGCAUCAAAUUAUCUAGUUUUCUAAGGAUCAGUGAAAUAAAACUGAAGUGUUCUUAACCCUACACCAGCAAAGGGGCAUUGUUCACACAAGAGGAUGAAUCGGGGCCCACAAUCUAGUUUUGACCAAUAGGUUUUCUAAAAAGUAGCGGCAGCAAGACAUGGCGGCAGUGUUCCUUUGUGUCGUAAUAUGCCUGUUGACAUGUUGUUCCGCUUAUGAAAAUUUGGCACUAAAUAAACCAGCACAUGAAGAGUACCCAUACAAUGUUGGUGAUACUGAUGCCAGCAAUGCUGUUGAUGGCCUUAAGACUGAUCUGCGAGGUACAGAAGGACAAUGUUCAUUAUCAGCCCAAAAUCAACGUACCUCCACCUGGUGGGUAAAUCUGAACAGUACCCGCAGUAUCCACGACAUCCAGAUCUAUUACAGGACAGAGAAUCUAGCAUGGAAUGCAUCAAAUGGAUUUACAGCGAGGUUUCUUGGAUUUUCAAUAUACGUCUCAAACACAACAAACAAGUCGGAGGGAAAACUUUGCUUCAAAGACAACAACUUCACAAAAAGCACGAUUCCAGCAGUCUUUAACACCACCUGCUUUGAACAUGGUCAAUACGUCAUUUACUACAACGAGAGACUAGCAGGAGUGAACUAUUCUAGUGGUUAUUCUGACUACGCCUAUAACGACCUCUGUGAAGUAGAAGUCUAUGGAUGUCCUACACCUGGUUACUAUGGUAUUGACUGUAACCUCACCUGUCCUGAUGCCAACUGUGGAUACUGUCACAUCCAGACGGGCACCUGUCAGGGGGGAUGUAAACCUGGAUACAAGGGACACCGGUGUGAAUUGGAAUGUGACAAUAGAAAAUAUGGAGACGGAUGCCAAAAAAGUUGUGGACAAUGUGUAAACAAGACACAAUGUGACAACGUGAUCGGGACCUGCCCACAGGGGUGUGAGGCGGGAUAUAAAGGCCAAAUGUGUAGUCAAGAAUGUGAAGAAGGAUUUUAUGGACGAGGAUGUACGAGUCAAUGUGGAAACUGUUCCAACCAAACGGAUUGCAGUCGCUUCGAUGGAACUUGUUCAAAAGGCUGUCUUCCAGGAUAUCGCGGAGACACGUGCAAAGAACAGUGUGAUGGUAAUAUGUAUGGAGAAAACUGCAGCAAGUCAUGUGGCAACUGUAAGAACAGUGAACAAUGUCAUCACAUUGAUGGAACUUGUAUGAAAAGAUGCGAAAAUGGAUACCAGGGUUUAAAAUGCGACAAAGAAUGUGACAAUGGAACAUACGGGAACGGAUGCAAUAAAACAUGUGGUCAUUGCGUGAACAAGACGAUCUGUUACCAUGUGAACGGGACCUGCUUUGAGGGAUGUGAUCCGGGAUAUAGAGGUUCUCGGUGUCAUCUAGAAUGUAACAAUAAUAAAUAUGGAGACGGAUGCCAAACAAACUGUGGACAUUGUUUGAACACCAGUCAGUGUCACCAUAUAAAUGGAACUUGUUUUGAAGGCUGUGAUCCUGGAUAUGAAGGCCAAAAGUGUAAUCAGGAAUGUAAGAAUAAAACAUACGGUUACCGAUGCCAAAGGAAAUGUGGACAUUGUUUAAACAGCCCCCAAUGUGACCACGUUAACGGAUCUUGUUUACAGGGAUGUAAAGCGGGUUAUGAAGGACGCACAUGUAACCUAGUUAACUUGGCUCUACGCAAACCAGCAUAUCAGGAGAACAUAUACAAACAUGCUAACGUUAGUGCCGGCAAUGCUGUGGAUGGACGCAAAUCAAACUUGAAAGGUUUAGGAGGAGAGUGUUCAAUAUCAGCUGAGAAACAACGCACCGCUACCUGGUGGGUUAAUCUAGAGAGCAUCUAUAGCAUCCAUAACAUUCGUAUCUAUUACAGGACCGAGAAUUUAGCCUGGGGUCCAUCAAACGGGCAUACAGCGAGAUUUCUUGGAUUUUCUAUAUACGUCUCAAACACAACAGACAAGUUAGAGGGAAAACUUUGCUAUAAAGACGAUACCUUUAAUAGAAGCACGAUACCAGCUGUCUUUAACACCACCUGCUUUGUUCAUGGUCAGUACGUCAUUUACUACAACGAGAGACUACAAGGAGUUACCUAUCCUAGUGGUUAUUCUGACUACGCCUUUAACGAACUCUGUGAAGUGGAAGUCUAUGGUUGUCCCACACCCGGAUACUAUGGUAUUGACUGUGACCUCCCCUGUCCUGACGUCAACUGUCGAUACUGUCACAUCGAGACGGGCACCUGUCAGGGAUGUAAACCUGGAUACAAAGGACACCAGUGUGAAUUAGAAUGUGACAAAGGUUGGUAUGGAGACGGAUGCCAAAGACGAUGCGGACAUUGUAUAAAUACGACACAAUGUGACCGCAUUAAUGGGACUUGCUUACAGGGGUGUGAAGUGGGAUAUGAAGGUCAAACGUGUGAUCAAGAGUGCCAAGACGGAUACUUUGGUGAAAACUGUGCUCGAGAAUGUCCUGCUAACUGUAACAGCUGUAAUAAAAAAUCGGGACUUUGUGAUCUUGGAUGUCAUCCGGGAUGGAAACGGACAAAUUGUACAGAAAAGUGUGAUGAUUACCGUUUUGGUAAGAAUUGCAGCAAGCAAUGUGGACAUUGUUUCAAUAAUUCAUCGUGUCAUCACAUAAAUGGAACCUGUGUGGAUGGGUGUGACAGAGGGUACCAAGGCACAGAAUGCAUGCAACAGUGCUCAAACAACACUUUUGGUCGUAACUGUCAGGAAAAAUGCAACAGGACGUGUAUAACCUGUGACAUAGUUACUGGAAUCUGUGACAGUGGAUGUCAUCUCGGUUGGAAAGGAGACUAUUGUGAAAACGCAUGCGAUGGCAAUUUCUACGGAGCCAAUUGCAGUCUACAAUGUGGAAAGUGUAGGAACAAUACACAGUGUCACAACGCAUACGGUAAUUGCACGGGUGGAUGCGCCAGUGGGUUCAACGGCACCAAGUGCGACACAGAAUGCUAUGAUGGUUAUUUUGGUCCAAACUGUCGUGGAGCAUGCAACGAAACGUGCAAAAGCUGUAAUAAGACCUCGGGUGUCUGUGAAUACGGCUGUAAACCAGGAUGGAAGGGUGACUUUUGUGAAACAAUUUGUGAUGAACUUUUUUAUGGAGAAAAUUGCAGUGUGCCGUGCGGGAAUUGUUUAAAAAAUGAGCAGUGUCAUCACUUGAAUGGAACGUGUUUUAAUGGGUGCAUGAGUGGCUUUAUGGGCUCAGAAUGCAUAGAAGAGUGCCAGGAUGGAUAUUUUGGAGAAAACUGUAUACGGGAAUGCCCUGAUAAAUGCUACAGCUGUAACAAAUCUUCUGGUAUUUGUGAUCUGGGAUGUCAUCCGGGAUAUAAAGGGACAUACUGUACAGAAGAAUGUGAUGGUGGACUUUUUGGAGUGAACUGUAGCAUGCCAUGUGGACACUGUCGUAAUAACCAACAAUGCCAUCAUAUAAACGGAACAUGUGCAGAUGGAUGUGACCAAGGGUAUAUGGGUGACAACUGCACGAAAGAGUGUAUGAACGGUCGUUUUGGCUACGACUGUCUUAGAAAUUGCAGUUCGCUUUGCGUGAACAGAACUUGUGAAAAGAAAACCGGCAGUUGCAAACAGAUUGCAACACAGACAAGUGAUUCUGAGAACAACGCCUCAUUUGUUGGUGUAGGGGUCGGAUUGCUAAUCUUACUCAUUGCUUCUGUUCUCGUGUUUGUCAUCGUAAGAAGGCAUCGAAAGUCUAGUCCACACGGCCAACCGCUGAACAACAAUCGAAGGGAUGAUGAGAUGAAGCUUACAGGACAGGGUUACUCGAAAAUAAAUACUCAAGGUUCAAGCAAUGGUCGCCCAGCCAUUGAAACAACACCUUUGAGCGAAGGUGUGAAUGGGAUGAUAGUCGAGGAUCCCGAAUAUUUUAACGUAACCAAGACAACGCCCGAUAUAGCUAUUGAUAAGCUUGAAGCUGCUAUCGCUGAGAAGGGAAAAAACGACAACGAAGGUUUCCGAAAGGAAUAUGCGGCUCUUCCAAGUGGUGAGCUACACACAAGUGAAUUUGGAAAGAAACCUGAAAAUGUUCCUAAGAAUAGAUAUAAAACAACUUUUCCUUAUGACCAUUCCCGAGUGGUACUGGACACCCAAGGAGGUGAAAAAUCAGAUUAUAUCCAUGCGAAUUACAUAGAGGGUCCAAAUCGGAAAAAGGAAUACAUCGCUGCUCAAGGACCGAAACCAAACACACUUGGGGACUUUUGGCGUAUGAUCUGGCAAGAACGUGUGACUACCAUCGUCAUGGUGACAAACCUCAAAGAGGGUGAAAAGCUCAAAUGCAAUAAGUAUUGGCCCGACAAAGACAAGCCAGCGACGUAUGGACCAGUGCUGGUUACGCUUUUGGAGGAGAAGGAAUAUGCAUUUUACACUACCCGCCAACUCUCCGUGUACAACAAAGAACUUAAGAACACACGUGUAGUAACACAAUAUCACUACACUGCCUGGCCGGAUCACGGAGUUCCAGAGCCGCUGGGUUUGCUAUCAUUCCAUAGCCACGUCAUGAAUACAUCAGCCAACAAUAGUCAAGGUCCCACAACCGUACAUUGCAGCGCUGGUGUAGGACGAACGGGGACCUACAUUGCUUUGGACGCCCUGUUUCAGAUGGGCAAGAGAAAGGGAAUAGUAAACGUGGCUGAAUUUGUAGCGAAAAUGAGACAGAACAGAGUUUCUAUGGUGCAAACAUACGAACAAUACAUCACUAUUUUUCUUGCUUUAAACGAAAUUUUUAAAGCACCCAUUAAGGCGGACAGUAUGGCGGAAUUUUCUAGUAAAGCAAAUAAAGCGGGAACGAAUAUUCCAGCCAAUCAAAAUCCAGCUCGCAAAGAAUUCCAGUUUCUGUCAAAAAUUCGGCCAAAUUAUACAAAGGAUGACUACAAAUUUGCCAUGAAUUCUAGAGCAGACAAGCAGGGUGGUGAAAUUCUGCCUCUUGACAAAUACAGUCUGCAUCUGUCCACUGGUAUUCCAAAACGAGGCAGUUACAUCAAUGCUAUUACCGUGUCGUCAUUUACCAACUCACAGGGUUUUAUUGUGACGAAAUAUCCAGCACCAGAGGACGCUGUAGACCUUUUGCGCUUGCUAAAUGACCAUGAAUCAGAUACAGUCGUUUCUCUGCAACCACUGCGAUACAUAGAAUCGAGUCAUGCAUGGUUCCCUGCAGUAUCUUCUUCCCUGAAGAUUCCACCAUACUCUGUUACUCAUCAAUCAAAAUCACAUACUGAUAUCACCUCUCACGUGAUCCAAAUACAUAAAGAGGGAGAUGAAGAUCAUACUGUGACGGUUAUUGAACCAGAUGCUGAAAUACAUUGUUCAGGAAAGUCCUCUGUUGACACGUCCCAGCUUCGGAGUCUUGUUUCGGCAGUUCUUAAUUUAGAAACCAAAAACCCAAUUACCAUUUUAAGCAGUGACGGUGCCUCCCUUUGCGGAUUGUUUGUCGCCGUCCAUAACGUCAUCCAACAGAUGAACAUGGAUGACAGAGUGGACGUAUUCACCGCCGUCAGACAGCUGCAGAUCAGACGACCGGAGUUUUGUGCCAAAUUUGAGGAGUACGAGAUGAUAUACCGUACUGUUUUGGACUACAACCAAAAUGAAUCGGAAAGCAUAUAUUGUAACCAAUAAGAGACAUGUCACUAUAGCAGCAUAUAUUGUACCCGGGGAGGUACAUAUCAAUAUAACAGUAUGUCCCCCCUUAAACCACGAAAAAGAGUUUAAGAUGGAAGCAGCCGCUACCAAAUGUACAUGUAUCUCUAUACUUCCAUAUAACUUUAUUUUUUUUUUCAAAAUAUAAAUAAUAAAAAAGAUGUUGAAAAAAAAUAUUUAAAAAAUGAAAGUGUCAGAAUAGUUCAAAUUAAUUUUCAAAUUCAAACGCAUUUUUUUUAUGUUAAAAUUUACAAUUUCACCGUUAUUUAGGAAAGGGUAUAUCAUAUUUCUCAUUUAAUUUGAAAGGUGCAGAUUUGUAAAGAAUGGCAUUAUAAUGAUAAUUUUUUUAAGAGAAGCAAUGAUAAAGUAUUUUUUUAAAUGCUAAAUUGUGUAGAAAGACAUAAAAAAUUGGAAACACACCAUUAUGAUGUCAGUAUUUAGGUGUUGUAGUAUCUUGCUUCCAUUUUAACAAAGUAAUGGAGGUGGGGUGGGUGGGGACACGGAUCUCAUACCGCAGUAUUAUGUGUAAUAAUGAUAAAUCAGUUGUUCAUUCUGUUUUAAAUCUGAGCUACACAAGUCAUCAAUGCAAUGAAUAUGCAAUGGAAAUUUAUACACACUUCCGACUUUGUAUUCAAAUUAUAGAUCAUUUUUUGUCAAGCUUUAAACGUUUUUAUUAUAAUGAUAUUCUCAUUUGAAGUUUUUUUUUCUACAGAUUCAUUAUUUUUACAUUUUUGUUCUACUUGCCAAUUGUUAUAGUCAUUUUUUUAUUUCAAUAAAACUUUGUUUUUGUUUCAUUUACAGAUUAUUUUAAAAUCAACUCUAUUUCUUGCACUGGGUAUUUUUCUUACGUGAUAUACAUGUAUGUACAUUUAACAUUAAAUUUAUAAUGAUCAUGCUAUGUAGACUAAAUAUUGUUUCUUUUAAUAAUCAGAAAUUCAACUGGAUUUUAAUGCCGGUACAAAUAUUUAUGUUAAUUUCAAUACAUGAUUUAUGAUCAGAUAACUAAAUAAGGAAAACAAGGCAAUAUAAUAACUACAAAAACGUCUCUCAGAAAUUAUUUUUCAUAGUUGCAAAAUCAUAAAUGAAAAUUUCAUUUGUUAACAUGUUAAACAUUUGAUUUUGGCCAAUGAUAGAACGAAAUAUUAUAUCAGACUUAUCUCUAUAGACAUCAAAAGACAAACAUGGCAUAGUCUUAUUUAAUCGAAAUUUAUAAAGGAUCUACAUGGGUAAGUUACUUUGUUUGAUAGACAUUUUGCCGGUUUUUUCGGAUACAAAUUGCGUCAAGUAUACAUUUCAUUUUAGUUAAAAAAUCAAUAAUGAAGUUUGUAUAUAGAUACAACUUAGAUGCAGCUGAAAGUCUUGUUAUCGCAUAACAUUGCAACGGUAUCUUACUUAUCAUAAAAUGUAUAUUUAUCUGCUAAUUUUGCGUAUAUGUUAAAACGUUUUAAAUCUGUUUUGGUUUGUUUUGGGUUUUUUUAAAUAUAUAGAUUUGAGAUUUUAAUUCAUUAAUAA
Magallana angulata is the source of this 7223-nucleotide messenger RNA. RefSeq lists its product as uncharacterized. The record is from RefSeq and is a predicted model, not a curated record. Gene Ontology annotation, molecular function: protein tyrosine phosphatase activity; scavenger receptor activity. Gene Ontology annotation, biological process: protein dephosphorylation. The coding region runs from base 210 to 5690 and encodes 1826 amino acids. Lineage: Eukaryota; Metazoa; Mollusca; Bivalvia; Ostreida; Ostreidae. The transcript is spliced from 42 exons.